UGUUAGUUACGUUAUAUAUUUUAGUCAUUAUCUCUCCUGUUUACAGCUAUGCGGACUCAAAAUGCAGCAGUACAUAUGGACCCAUCGAAGCUUUUCGCUACUCGAAGCUCGUUCAGGUUUUCUUCGGUCCAGUGUGCGACUACUCACUGGCCGCAGUCGCUCGCUACUCGGCAGUGUGGAAGAUUCCUGUUGUUAGCGCAGGCGGUCUCUCUCAUGACUUUGGUAUGGAUAAAAGAGAUCCACAGGCAGAAUACAGAACUUUGACCCGAGUGGGCCUGACAUCCUUCACCAGUAUGGCCCAAGUGACGACCACAAUACUCAAAGUCCACAAGUGGGAAAAGGUCCUUAUUGUGUACGAAGUAUCCGGAUUCCCUCAAAUCCAGGACAAGUUUUGCUACCUGGCCGUGUCUGCCUUGGUUUAUGUCAGCAAGGAGGACAAAGGUAUCAAAAGGCCUUUUGAGUUUGCUAUGUUCGAACCACACAGACAUAAUUUGGCUUCAAUCUUGGUUGAAAAAGUUGGUCUCAACUAUGGUGGUAAGUAUCGGCCUUUUUGGCUAAGAUCAAAGUGUAAGACUUGGAUUUGGACGUGCAAUAUUUUGGGAAUCAAGUGGUAG
Molecule: messenger RNA, 614 nt
Organism: Candidula unifasciata
Lineage: Eukaryota; Metazoa; Mollusca; Gastropoda; Stylommatophora; Geomitridae
Source: the annotation of a GenBank genome assembly